AUGUUCGACCUAGGAGGAGGGAUGGCCAGGCCCCAGGGUAGGCGGAAUGGGGGCAUCAAAGUGAGUAAGGACAGAGAAGAUAAGAAAAGGGAAAUAGGAUGGAAAGAAGAAGAGAAAGAGAAAAAAAGGGAUAUGAAUGAGAAAAGGGAAAUGAAAGAAGUGUGGGGAGGGGACGCCGAAUUAAUGUUCAACCUAGGGUACCGAAUUGAUGUUCAACCUGGUUUCAUGUAUAAGAAGGACGGAACCUGCCCAGCUAGUGAGGUGGUAAAUAGACUCUCGAAUGCAGUUUGCGAUAAUGAAGAAUGUGUAUACGAUGCAGACUGUGAAGGCACAGAAAAAUGCUGUAUCAACAGCUGCGGAGGAAGAUCAUGUGUGGUCCCACAAGAUAUCGUAACGGAUCCUCCCGUGAUAUCAGAGGUGGAUGAUCAGUCAGGUUUGUUGACUGUCAAUGAAGGAGAGACUGCAGUUCUCUACUGCAAUGCCUCCUCCAGGAUCCCGACAUCCUUUGGCUGGAUUCUUAUUCAACCUGGAGCGAGCGUACCAAACAUUGAUGUCUUUCCUCCAGGCUCUGCCACAGGAAACAAACGAGUGUCUAGCGAUGGGAGAAUAAUGACAGUGACCGGCGCCACGAUCCAGGAUACAGCUAACUACGCAUGCGUGGCAGCUUCCUUACUUGGUUACGUCACAAGGUCUUACCAGCUAUUCGUUCACGCCACAGGAUCAGGAGGGAUAGUUCACCCUCCUGGCACGAUACGAGGAGAGGAUCAGCCACUCGCUGUAGCGGGAGCAGCGAACAGUAACCCGGAUGUUGCCUCUAAUUGGCCAGAACUUGUGAAUCCCUAUCUGACCGAACUAUCACAGCGGAUAUCAACGACGCCCCCACCGACAGCGGUGCCUACCCCAUCAAUGGCUAGCGUGCCUACCGGUGGCGGUGGAAUGGAUGGGGCUUUCCAUGGCGUGACAAAUUCAGUGUGCCAGCAACCAAGAAACAAGGGAACUUGUAACAGCCAAGAACAAAGAUGGUUUUUCAACACAUCGAAGGGCAAAUGUGAGCUUUUCACCUACAGUGGCUGCAAUGGGAAUCUGAACAAUUUCCGAACCUACGACGAUUGCAACCGAACAUGCCCGCCUCUCUCCGACAACCCGUGCGAACAGCCGAUCACGACCGGACCUUGCCGAGCGCGUAUCAUGAGAUGGGGGUAUGACAGCAACGCGGGAGGGUGUGUCAAGUUCGUCUAUGGUGGUUGCAGGAGAAAUGGAAACAACUUUGGAACGAGAGAGGAGUGUACCGAUGGGUGUAUGCAAACAAUGAUUUAUGACACCUUGCAGCAAACAUCGAGUGCCCGGGUCGCAGAGUGCCGUUGCACAAGGCCUCGACUUAAAAACUGUUUUUGUGCUUCUGAGUUUGCAAUCGAAGGGACCGUUAUUCAGAAGCACAACUCAUUACGUGGUGACAUCCUUGUCGUAGAGGUCGCUAAUGUAUUUAAACAAGGAACCCUGUCGCUGAGGAAGACCGAGAGAUUAACAAAUAACGUCACAAUCAUUCGAGACAUGUCACAAAUCGGGAGGAGUUGUCAGUGUCACAGCCUUGAACCAAAUAAAGUUCCAUACAUCAUCAUGGGCUACGUCAACAUGAGGGGAGAUGCAGAGAUUGAUUCCAACUCUUACGUCAGUGAGGCAACACGACGGAGAUCAAACAAACUCGGGAGCCAAAAUAUGAGGCCGCAGUACUGUCGGCAAGCCUCGCGCCAGAGCCCCCGCGAGAGAUCGGGCUCUCGAGGACGACAGGAACAAUAGAAUGGAGGACGUAGAGGGCGUCGCAGAGUCACCAGACAGUAGUAGCGAUAAGAAGAAAUGACCAGUGAGAUGGUUUCUUACGAUGCGUCAUUCCAUUGCGCCUAUCAACAACGUUGAGUCCAAGAGGUUCCGUCGAACACGAGGCGACUGUUUGCUAACUUAGCAACUGCCAGAAAGAUUCAACCGUCAUUCGAUGCAACAAUCAAACCACAAAUGAGAGUGGUAUAAUGCCCUAAGUUGAUCCAUACAUACAGGAGAACUCGUAUCCCCGAACACUGCCUAAAUACCCCCCCCCCCCCAAAGAGCCUUACUCAGCCUUGAAAUCGGGGCCACCAAUCUCUGAAGCGUUGGAAAAUACUAUCAUUGUGCAGUGAUUAUGAAUCGUAUUCUGCAUAUGGACAGUCCUGCAAAGACGAUCUCAAACAAUGCCAACAAUCAAGUAAAUUACUUGAUACAUUCCUGCAUGAGUUAUAAUGAGUUCAAAAUAUUUACAGCCAUUUCUACAUACUGCCAUAAACCUAUUUGCUUGUUUGUGUAUCUCAACUGCAUAAUACUAUCUGGUCCAUUCUAGAGUCUGUUAACGUAAUGGAUUGACGCCUCGGUAAGGACUAUACUUCUCAUAUCUACUUUGUAUCUAUUAACGCUGUAAAUCAUUGUACAGGUUCUUACGACUGAUUAUUUGAAUAUCCUCAUCAUUACUCAUUAUUUGCAACUGAGGUAAAGAUAUCGAAAAUGGUCCUACAGAUAAUUUCUUAUUUUAUCACCUUCAAAUUCGUUGGUAUCAAAAUAUGAUUCCGUAUGUUUUGGUGAAUCAUUUACUCUUUGACAAGGGGCAUUAUCUCACAAGACAAAAAAAACCCGAGAACACUAAUUACUACAAUAUAAUUCUAGUAAUGAGUAUACAAAAGGCGGAGGGAAGUAUCACUGCGCAUGCGUGGAAACGGCGUUCAUUUGGUUUAGUGGGUUUUGUUCAUAGUGAUGUAUACAUCUCUAUGGUUUUGUUCCAUUAAAACUUUUUGUAGUAUUACGCGUUUUCUGCGCUGCAACAUGCAGUUCAUAAUAGAUUAAUGCGUCGGUAUUUUGAAACCGUAAGGUGGAAAACCCUGGAAUAAGUUGGCUGGUGGGAAACAGACCAAUCAAAGAAGCAAAUUAAUGAAAUUUUGAGAAAAAGUAAACAACUAAUGAUAAGAUAGUGACGAGCAUUUGAAUGUUGGGAUCAUUAAUGCUAUGUUGACCCCCCCCCCCCCCCCAUUGGCAAUACGGCCAAGAUUUGUGAUGUCACAGAAGUGAAAAUAUCUAUUUUGUCCCUGACCACUGAAAAUACACACCCGAACAUAUAUUUUUGCUCCUUAUAAUAAUACUACAAAUUCUUUGUUUAUGAUUUAUUUUAUGAAACCUUUAUUACAUGUCCACCCAUGCAAAAAAACUUCAUCUAUUGAUAGACUUGACAAAAGUGACAAUAAACUUAAAAUGUGUAGUAAAGUUUAAGUGGGGAGUUGUACAACUGUAAUAUCAGAAUUGUUGGUAUCAUUGCCAAUGGGAAGAUGUCCACGCAAUUAGCAAGAUUAGUGAUAUAGUGAUCUCAAUAUUGAAAUGUUUAUAUAUAUUUUUUUUUUUUUGCUUGUUUGAUAUUUUUUUUUCGGUUUUCAUGCAAGCUUACUUGAUGCAAGGGUUUAAUUCUUCUUUUAAUCUUAAUCAAAUAGGGGGCAAUCUAUGAGAAUGUGAAUUAAAGCCUGUGCUGUUGCAUUUGCUUUUUUAGUUGUAUUGUUGUUUUCUUGUAAUGUCUUUUUUCAUUUAGAUAUCUUUCUCUUUUUAAUUUCUUUUUUUCAGAAGGGGCGUAGGCUAUUUGUCGUUUUUCUGUUGUUCAUUGUUGUCUUGUAUAUACAACAAAUAAUAAUUAAAGUUAUUUGUUAACAUUGGUUUGACUUUUAAAAAAUCUGAGCUAGAAGGUCACACUUGUCACCUGUGUCUGUGAUAUGUUACAAAAAUGAAGCCCAGAAAAAUUGCGUUCGAAAAUAAUUAUUUAGUGCUUCAAAAAUUGAAAUAUAAGGUGACCGAAAAAACCCAUCUUAAUUUCAUCCCAUACACUUAUGUGUACUAUUUAGGCGUCUAUAAGACGCCAAUUUACAAAAUCGGGGUUUGCCUUGUAGUUUUAGCUUUUCAUUCUCAAUAAUGGUUGUUUUCAGGGUUUAUUAGUUCUAAUACAUGCACUUGUACACAUGUUUCAUCUUGGUUUGAGAAUUUUUUUAAAUCGGCUGCUCACAAAGUUAAACAAUACCUUUAAUUUCGUGUCUUAAAGAGGAAAUGAAAGUUACUAUCCGUAAAAUCAUCCUCAGAUAAUUAGUUUUCAAUCAUUGCCCAUGAGCACAAUUUGUGUUGAGCCCUUAUCGUAGAUGGGCAUGUCAGAUGAGGGGACUCUUAUUUCAGACAGAAGCAUAUCUAGGGAAAGCAUCGCCAGAGGAGGGGGUUCAAAUGACGUCAUUUGUUUUUAUAUCUGACAAUGGGAGUUAGCGUUUAAAUCACAUCCUUUCAAUAUCUUUCCAAAAAAGCAGCUUCUUUAUAUGAUUUUAGUUUGUAUUACAGUGAUUUUUUCCCCAUUCUUUUUUUUAAUAAACGUUAGCACACACCCUCGAAAUUGAAUCCGGGGCACGUUUUUCUUUGCCCCCACUGGAUAUGCAACUGAUUGCUACACAGUAAAAAAAACAUUAUACAACGCUGUUUACUAUAUGAACCUUACAGUAAUUGUUUAAACAGUUUAAACAAGUGUUUGAAUCUUUAGCAACAGAGUUUAAUUUUCAAUAUCUAAUCUUCAAUAAAUUACACAUGAAACGAUUAAACAAAUACUGUAAGGUACAUAUAGUAAACAGCGUUGUAUAAAAUCUUAAGCAGCGUUUUUACUGUGUAAAUGUGUUAUUGUUUGACAACUCACCAUAAAAAAGGCAUGUAAACGCCAUUUAUGCCAUUCCUUGUGAUUAGAGUUCAUUCCUUUACGAUUUCCGAGUUCCUAUUCUCAUUUAUAUGUCCUUUUUAUCAUUUCAGAUAAAACAAAAUUGAUAUAUUAUGCAUCACAUGAAAACAAAACGUCAAUCUUAUCUAUGUUCACAAUUAUAUUACGUUUACAUUGUAAUUACCAUUAUAUUCUUAUCUUGUUAGCAGGUUUAUUUUUUGUUUAUCAUGAAAUACCUUGAAUAUCUUAUCGAGAGCCCGUUGCAUGAAAGUUAUUAUUGUGGUAACUUUGCCUUCCAUCGGUAACAUUACCCAAUAGCCAAUCAAAAUCAAGGUUUCCAUGAAAUAUUCAGUUGGAUGGCAAAGUUGCUACAAUAUGCAACGGGGUCCAGAAAGGAAAUAAUCCUGUAGAAUUUCUUAUAAUAUUGCUGAUUAAGAAAUAGAACAUGCAUAAUGAAUGCUUAAUGAAAUAUGAUUUCAUCAUUUUUUUAUUAUAAUGAUACCAUCAAAAAUAUGUCUAAAAUUCUUGCAAAUAGAUAAAACUGAAGAUCCUGUUGUUAUUUACGUUGAAGAUAUAUCAACAUAAUAGGAGAAACUUAACAAAAGACAGUUAUGAGGGGCAGACUUUGACAUAACAUAAAAGUAUGUCACAUACAAACGUGAGAGUGUAUUUGUUUAUUUCCUUUAAUAAAUAGAAUAUUUAAACCAAGCCCAAUAAAAUAGUAAAUAGAACUACAGACUUUUUCA
This is a messenger RNA of Lytechinus pictus (painted urchin), 5490 nucleotides long. Its product is annotated as WAP, Kazal, immunoglobulin, Kunitz and NTR domain-containing protein-like. The transcript has 10 exons. The record is from RefSeq and is a predicted model, not a curated record. Lineage: Eukaryota; Metazoa; Echinodermata; Echinoidea; Temnopleuroida; Toxopneustidae. Gene Ontology annotation, biological process: transforming growth factor beta receptor signaling pathway. Gene Ontology annotation, molecular function: receptor antagonist activity; serine-type endopeptidase inhibitor activity; transforming growth factor beta binding. Bases 1 to 1797 code for a protein of 598 amino acids. Gene Ontology annotation, cellular component: extracellular region.